GCUGAUAGCUAUAAAAGAUUUUCUCCUUUCAUUUCCCAGGGAGUUUCUCCUUUGAUGUUGGGUGGUAAUCAGCACAGCUUUGAAGCACGUCCCGAGUGAGCCGGGCUGCCACUUGAUACUGUCUUGGUGACCACACAGAAGAUGAAGAACUACAUGUGAGGAGCAUCAGAUGUCCUUUCUACCAGGAUCUUGUGGCUUCUACAACACCUUGAACAAGCUCUCAGAGGCGUCUGUUAAGUACCCAGGAGGAACAACUUAAUUUGUCAAGACAAAACUGACCCAAACAUUGAUGAUUACAGGACUGAAGAGACUCUGCAGCACUUAGCUUAUGAAAUGUGCUGGACUGAACUUAGCUAAAGCAAACUUAGUCAGAACUACAUCAAAAUAGUUCAAGCUAUUCUGAGUUUACAUUUGCAGAUACUUUACAACUUGUUGCAGCAUCCUGUCCUUCCUUUCACUGGACUCUUUGCAAGAGCUCUACACCUGAUAAAACAUAUUCAUUGACCUCUUCAACCCAAAUUCACUCAGUUUCGUAGACCCGUUUCAAGGGUCUUGGACAUUGUUUCCUAUCUCACUGAGGAGGAAUAUUCUCUCCUCCUCCCAAAAUCUUGACAACCUCUUCCUUCAACCCAGACAUGGACCUCCACAGAGCAGCUUUCAAGAUGGAGAGCUCAUCCUAUCUCCCCAAUCCACUGGCCUCUCCAGCACUCAUGGUCCUGGCCUCUACUGCAGAAGCUUCUCGUGAUGCCUCCAUUCCAUGCCAGCAGCCACGUCCAUUUGGCGUUCCAGUCUCUGUUGAGAAAGAUGUCCAUUUGCCAUUCAACAAUGGUUCGUACACUUUUGCAUCAAUGUACCACCGCCAAGGAGCUGUCCCACCGGGAUUCCCCAACAGAGAUUUUCCUCCCUCCCUGCUCCACCUCCACCAUCAGUUUGCCCCACCUAACCUGGACUGCUCACCAAUCAGCAUGCUUAAUCAUAGUGGUGUUGGAGCUUUCAGGCCUUUCACCUCUCCCCCAGAAGACCGGGAUGGGACACCAGGGGGGUAUCAGUCUGCUUUCACCCCAGCCAAGCGCCUCAAAGGCUGCCUGGAUGCUGAGGCUUCACCACACCUUCGGUACUCUGAUGCUGAAGGGAAAGAGUAUGACUUUGGAGGUGCCCAGAUCCCUCCUGGCAGCUCACCCAGCAGUGCUUUGAAGGCAGUUGAAGAUAGUGGAAAAAAGAUCUUCGCUGUGUCAGGCCUUCUGUCUGAUCGAGAGGCUUCCUCCAGCCCUGACGACCGCAUUGAGCGCUGUAAAAAGAAGAUCUCCCUAUACGACAGUCAGGCUCCAGUCUGUCCCAUCUGCCAGGUGCUGCUUCGGCCCGGAGAGCUGCAGGAACACAUGGAGACAGAGAUUGAGAGGCUAGCAAACAUGUGCCUCAGUAAGAACCCUUCAUCUAAGGAUGGUGCAGCCACUCCAGGAACCCCUAAGUCUAUGCUGUUGUCGGUGCACAUCAAGCGUGAGGGAGAGUCUCCUGUGGUGUCGCCUCUGUCAUCCGAAGAUGCCCACCAUUCUGACAGAUACCAGACGUUUUUACGAGUUCGGGCAAACAGGCAAACAAGAUUAAAUGCCCGUAUAGGAAAGAUGAAGAGGAGGAAGCCUGAGGAAGGGGGCCAGGUAUGUCCGCUCUGCAGUGCCCCAUUGGCUGGGAACGAGGAGGAGAUGAGUAGACAUGUGGAACAAUGCCUGCUCCAGCGGGAAGGUGCAUUAGGUGAUGAUGACUCUGCAGACAUGGAUGGUGAGAAUGGGAGGGGCUUUGAGGAGUACGAGUGGGCUGGACAAAAGAGGAUCAGAGCAACGGCUUUACUGGAGGGAGGCUUCAGAGCAACAGGUUUCGCCACGUGUAGUAUUAAGGAGAGCGCGGCAGAUAGUGACGCUGACCUAGACGUGGAUGGAGAUGACACAUUGGAGUAUGGCAAGGCUCAGUACACUGAGGCUGAUAUCAUCCCCUGCUCCGGAGCUGGAGAGGACCAAGGAGAAGCCAAGGAGAGGGAGGCACUACGAGGAGCCGUGCUCAAUGGUGGGAUGCCUUCCAACAGAAUAACGCCAGAGUUUUCCAAAUGGGCCAGUGACGAGAUGCCUUCUACAAGCAAUGGAGAGAGCAGCAAGACAGAGUCCAACACACCUUCAUCCUCCUCUUCUACUUGUGCACCACGUACCUGUAAAAACAGUGAGAUUGAAAAAGUAACAGAGGAGGAGUCCACGGCUACCACUAUGGAGGCAUUAAAGGCUCGAAUCAGAGAGCUGGAGAAGCAGAUACUGCGGGGAGAUCGAUACAAAUGCCUCAUUUGCAUGAGGAAGCCUGCUAUCCAGUCAGGCAUGGAGAGCAAGAUCCUAGGUGUGUGGCCAGGGCCCCGGCCACUGGCCAAUGAGGUUGGAGUGAGGCAGCCUAAGUCCCUCCCCCUCGGCCUGUACUACCUGUACAGGGGCCUUAUGAUUGGUGGCUACAGCAGCAGCAUAAAGAGGCUCCUCCCACAGCCUCUACGGAGGGACUCCUAUACGAUGCCACUCACCUCCAUCCAGUGCUGGCACGUCCAUUGUGAAGAAUGCUGGCUCAGGACUCUGGGGAAUAAGAAGCUGUGCCCACAGUGCAACACCAUCACCUCACCUGGAGACCUCAGGCGUGUCUACCUGUAAAGAGCACAGUCACCCACCGCCUCCACCUCAGAUUUCAUCCCCCUCCAUGUCAGUCAUCAAUUUGUCUUCUGUCCUUUGUGACCUGGGUCGGUCCCUCAAAUCUCCCCCAACAGCACACAAAGACAACCUGGCGUUCUUUGGUACUGCGUUGGCUCUGAGAUGAGGGUGAAAUGAGCUGGAAGGAACUGAGCAGCACUCACUGACUCUGGCUGUCUGGUUGUCCACAAUAGUGCGAAA
Messenger RNA from Thalassophryne amazonica, 2912 nucleotides. It is a transcript of the gene rnf220a, whose product is annotated as ring finger protein 220a. Bases 636 to 2675 code for a protein of 679 amino acids. The transcript has 15 exons. The record is from RefSeq and is a predicted model, not a curated record. Gene Ontology annotation, molecular function: ubiquitin protein ligase activity; metal ion binding. NCBI's taxonomy places the organism in Eukaryota, Metazoa, Chordata, Actinopteri, Batrachoidiformes, Batrachoididae. Gene Ontology annotation, biological process: protein ubiquitination.